Molecule: messenger RNA, 2031 nt
Organism: Kluyveromyces marxianus DMKU3-1042
Lineage: Eukaryota; Fungi; Ascomycota; Saccharomycetes; Saccharomycetales; Saccharomycetaceae
Gene: NDC80
Product: kinetochore-associated Ndc80 complex subunit NDC80
Exons: 1
Coding region: 1-2031 (676 amino acids)
Biological process (GO): attachment of mitotic spindle microtubules to kinetochore
Cellular component (GO): Ndc80 complex
Source: RefSeq, a predicted model, not a curated record
AUGGAGGAAAUAAGAACUUCUGGAGCGAUGGGGACUGAAGAUGUGUUGAAUAGCGUUAAUCCUUAUCGCUAUACUUCCCAGAUCCCCAAUGGCAAGGGUAAUAAUAAUAUAAAUGCCAAGAUAAAUGGGAAUAACACUUUAACUAAUAUGAUUAACAGGAGUAUAGCGAAAAAUAUGAACCAAAAUGGAGGUAAUAAUGGGAUGCGUAAUUCUAUGAGGCUGAGCUUGAGAAACUCGCUUCCACGUAGCUCUAUUGGGCCACAACUUUCACAGCCAACUCCACAGCUAAACUCAACUCAAAAUAGUACGUAUCAUAACACGUCGAGGGAUCCAAGACCGUUGAGGGAUAAGAAUUUCCAGAACUUGUUACAACAUGAAAUAUUCAGCUAUCUUUCUGAUCAGAAGUUUGACGUGGAAACCAACCAUCCGAUCUCGUUGAAAUCCUUGAGACAGCCAACGCAAAAGGAUUUCAUCUAUAUGUUCAAAUGGCUAUAUCUUAGGCUAGAUCCUGGAUAUGUUUUCACGAAAUCUUUGGAACAUGAGGUGUACUCUAUCUUAAGAACGAUCCAUUAUCCAUAUUUGGCAACAAUCAAUAAGUCUCAGAUAUCUGCAGUUGGUGGAUCCAACUGGCCAAAGUUUAUUGGGAUGCUACAUUGGUUAGUUGUCAUCAAUAAGAAGUUGGAUGAAUGUUUGGAGCAUUUGGACAUGUCUAUCAAUAACCAGGUGACACAAGAUAUAACUGUGUUAAAUCAGCCCUUGAAAACCGUGGAACAACAGGAGAAGAAGCAAGAGAAGUAUGAGCUUAUGGUUGAAAGGCUCUUCAUUGAUUAUAUCACCGAGUCGUACAAGAGUUUUCUAAGGCUUGAAGAUGACUAUGAGCCAUAUUUACACGAUCUGGAGCUUACUUUCCAGAGGUUUGUUCAUAUCAUUGAAACCGACAUUGCCCAGCUGACCUCUACUAAUGAACAACUGUCUGUAGAGUGUGAAACAAUAGUUGCGAAAAACUACGAUCUGAAGACUAUUAAAGAGAAAAAUGUGGCUUUAGAACACGAGUACAAGAGGCUAAGUCAUAGCGUCCAGAAUACGGAAAGCAAGAGUAAGGAAUGGCCCGAGAAGUUAAAAGAGCUAGAAGCCGAAAUUGAGAAAAAGAAGAAAGAUAUCAGGCAUGUGAGUACUCAAAUAGAUGAUCUGAAUGCUAUCUUGAAGAAAAAAAAUGUGAGCGGAGAAGAAAUUGAAAACAAGAAUCGUGAGAGUGAUACCAUUUCGAAGAAUUUAGACACCGUGUCUUCUAGACUAGACCAAUUCACUGGAUUAGUAAGGCAACAACGGCUCGAAACAGAAUCUGUUUAUAAAAACUUACAGGAUACCCUAAAGCAGUACAAAUCGGCCACGGAAGGUUUAAUAAUAGCAAGAAAGAAUGUCGGCGAUAAAAUUCCGGAAUCCUCUAUCCAAUUAACACUACCAUCUGAUCUAAUGAGCGAAGAGAAAAUUGGUCUGACUGUAGAGGAACUUAUAGGUGAGGGGAAGUCCUUCACUGAGUCUGCCAAAAAGAAUCUACACAAGAUAGCAGCGGAUAUACAGGAAAGAAUUACAAGUAUACAAAGUGAAAACUCCAAGUUACAAGAGAGUCUGGAGGACCUAAGAAACGAAAUAACAGUAAAGAAUGAAGAACUUGAGCUUUUGGAGCAAGAAUUAUCGUCUGUGAAAACGGAACACGAAGAAUUUAGACAGGAGUCACAAAGUCAAUUACUUUCGCAGAAUAUAACGAUUGAAAAACUUGAAAGGAAAAUACAAAAUGCUCGCGUUGAAUCACAGCAAAAGAUAUCUAAGAUUGAAAGAGAUGCCGAACAAACAAAGCUGGAGCUCGAAGAGCUGAAAAUACAACAGAGUAGACAACGUCUUGAACUCCACAAUAAAAUUAUUGAUCUUAUUGAAUACGUCUCCAAUUUCAAAAUAAAAACCCAAUCGUCUUUAGAAAGUCUGCAAAAUGCAACUACUAGAGAACUCGAACGUCUCAAAAACGAACCAUGA